AUGAAACCGCUUAUGCUGCGCCUAGUUGGAUUUUUUGCAGUUAUAAGAGGAACGACCACAAUAGUUCAUGAAAACCCAUUUGCUUCCCACCAAGAGAUCAGAUACGAUAUUAGUAAUCCAUACAGAACAAAUUUAGGUUCGUAUGCAUAUACAGAUCAUAUAGUUCCUGUGCUGAACAUGCUGAAAUCAAGCUAUGGAGGCAGGUACCACAACUCUCACAAAUUCACAAUACCUAAUGUUGUUGACAGAAUUCAUAAGAGGAAUGUUGGAAUCCGUUUAUUUCCUUCUAAGUUCAUCAGGAAUGUCCAUGGGAAUGGAAAGUACAUAUUUUCUAUACACGAUGGAAUUCACCAUGCACACAGGCAGGCAAUGCAAGCAAAACUUGAUAGCUUAGUUUCAGAGCUCAAGAUCAACAAGAUUCGUUCAGAGGAGAAAAGGAUCAUGGCUGAGAAAAAGAUCAAUGAGGCAAAUCAAUUGAGAGAAGAGGAAAAGAGGCUGGUGUCAGGCAUUCUGCAAGAUCCGCAGGUGCUCGUUAAGGACACCAUCGCAGUUGCUGAUGUUGCAAAUAACUUCUUGAGUUUCAAGGGACACGAAGACUUUCUAAAAAGAAAGCUAGAGUUGAUCAAAAAGUAUCAAGAUGAACUCAUAAACCAGCAAAAGGGUCGUGCACUCCUUCAUAAGGCAUAUGGAAAAAUAGUCCCUGAUAAUCUUGGCACACUGAGGACUCUUUACAAGCAGUUCAUUGAGAGAGGCCCAGCAAAGGAGCUUACAUAUGAAAUUCCUGUUGAUCCAUCAAUUGGUAAAUUCAGCGUUUCUACUAAGAAUCUUCAUACCAGCACCACCUAUUAG
Ordospora colligata OC4 is the source of this 849-nucleotide messenger RNA. RefSeq lists its product as uncharacterized. NCBI's taxonomy places the organism in Eukaryota, Fungi, Microsporidia, Ordosporidae. The record is from RefSeq and is a predicted model, not a curated record. Bases 1 to 849 code for a protein of 282 amino acids. The transcript has a single exon.